Molecule: messenger RNA, 1722 nt
Organism: Megalopta genalis
Lineage: Eukaryota; Metazoa; Arthropoda; Insecta; Hymenoptera; Halictidae
Product: piggyBac transposable element-derived protein 4
Source: RefSeq, a predicted model, not a curated record
AUGUUAGAAAGACUAAUUGUAGAAGUAAACGAUAGCAGUGAUAGUGAUAUCGUCCAAGAAACAAGGCGACGAAGGGUUCGCAUAGAUAGCGAUAGCGAUGAAAGUGAUACGGAAGAGAACACACCGCAACAUGACAACGUAUCGUCAAGCGAAGAGUGGGAAGACGUCACUGAAUCAGGCGUUCCUCCAGUCACGAUAAAUUUUGACUUACAUGACGAAAUAGCCGGACCACAACUACCAAAUAAUGUAAAAGAACCCAUAGAAUAUUUUACAUUAUAUUUUACUGAAGAAUUAGCAGACAGCAUAAUAAAAGAAACAAACAAUUAUGCCAACGAAGAAAUUAAAAAGAAACAACUUUCACGGAAAUCAACUUGGCACAAGUGGCAUGAUAUUACUAAAGAAGAAUUUUUAGCUUUCAUCGCCGUUAUCCUAAAUAUGGGAUUGAUUCAACUGCCCAGUAUUCAAGAAUACUGGUCUACUGCUUCCAAUAGUAGAAUCCCUUUCUUUCCGGAAACAUUCACUAGGGCCAGAUUUAUGCAAAUAUUUUGGAUGCUACAUUUGACGAAACCCACGCAAAGAAAUGCGACGAUAAGAACUCGUAUCCAAAAGGUUAGCAAUUAUUUAGAAUAUAUAGAUGGCAAGUUUAGACAAUACUUCAUACCGUAUAAAGCAGUCGCUGUGAAUGAAUCUAUUGUAAAAUUCAAAGGCAGAAUAGCAUUUAUCACCUAUAAUCCGAACAAGCCAACGAAAUGGGGUAUACGCAUAUAUGCGCUAGCGGAUUCAAAAACUGGAUAUUUAUUUACAAUACUUCCGUACUAUGGCAGCAUAACUUCCGAUAACAUUUAUCGGCCUGAUCUUCCAGUAACCACCAGGAUUCCACUACAUUUAUAUAAGAAGUUGUUAGACAGAAUUCCUGAUGCAAAAGGAUACCACAUGUACACUGACAGGUACUAUACCAGCAUUUUAUUAGCAGAAGAAUUGCUAAAGAUGAAUUGUCAUCUUACUGGCACCAUACAAGUUAAUCGAAAAGGCGUACCGACACAAAUAAAAAAACCAAAAUUUUCAAGAAAAACAACAGUUGCAUACAGGAAGAAUAGCACUACGCUUCUUGCGUGGAAAGACAAAAGAAUUAUCACAAUGCUCACUAAUUAUUACAACACACAACUACAAUCUACCCACAGAACAUUACGCGGUGGACAUGUUGUAACAGUCAAUAAGCCUGAAAUGGUGUUAGAAUACACGGCAAAUAUGGGUGGUGUGGAUCGUGCGGAUCAAUGCGCUUCGACGUAUUGUUUUCUCCGUCAGUCGCUGAAAUGGUGGAGGAAGUUAUUUUUUUGGGGAUUGGAAAUGUGUGUCAUUAACUCAUACAUUAUUUAUCGUACCUCAAAACAAACAAAUAAUGAAACCCCAAUGACGCACCACAAGUUUGUCAAGGCACUCAUUGACCAGUUGAGGGGUGAUUUUCGUGAAUCGAGAACGCGUCCAUCCACAUCUUCUACGGACAAUAGAUUAGAGAAUAAACUACAUGUUCCCGAUGUGGGACAAAGAAAACGGGAUUGCAUCGUUUGUUCUGACAGGAAAACACCUGGUGGCAGGCGUCAAACAACUUAUUAUUGUCAAACGUGCACUAAUCAGCCAGCAAUGCAUAUUGGGGAGUGUUUUAAAGUUUAUCACACUGUACAAAAUUAUAAGAAAUAAAAUAUUGACUUUUUUGCAAAUAUA